Molecule: messenger RNA, 1333 nt
Organism: Eriocheir sinensis (Chinese mitten crab)
Lineage: Eukaryota; Metazoa; Arthropoda; Malacostraca; Decapoda; Varunidae
Exons: 1
Source: RefSeq, a predicted model, not a curated record
CUUCUUAUAAUUUAUUUCAGACUCCCUUGUGCAGAUGUUGGCGUACAAACAGAGCCCGAACAUGGGAGGCGUUCCCGAAGGAAAUCAUCAAGUCCAGCAAAGUGCUCCGAGUACUUGGAACGUAGUACUAACAAUCGCAGCUUUAGCAAGAGGAAAAGAACUGCCGAGACCCAGACAAGACUAACACAUAGGGACAGCAAACAAAUGCGCAGUGGAUCAAGCUGUGCUACAUCUCCUUUAAAUACUCCUGUUAAUAGUAAUAGUAAUGACAGUAUUACAGGAAAUAAUUAUAUUGAAGAAUGUACUAAUGAAAAUGGGUCUCUCAGUGGCUUAUCUCUGCAGGUAGAUUUACCAGAAUUCAUCACAACCCACCACAGUACAUCAGGCACACAGACAAGUCCUCGAGUUGGCAGGCUUUCACAACCUAGCCUACAUGAUUUUACAAUUUCCUUUUUUGAUCGCGCAUGUGGAGGGGAUGAACCCCAGAUAAGUCAAUCGCUGACCACAAUAACAUCAACACAGACCUCUGAUCUUGAUUCUUAUGAGUCAUCACAGUUGUUAAUUGAAGAGGAUGAGGAGCUUUUAGUUGUGGGAGACUCUGCUGUAGUGGGAGGACAGCGCCCUCCUUCCUUAGGUCACAUACGCUCCUCAAGUAUUGAAACACAAACUGAUCACGACGUCCUUCUCAGUAAAAAUGCUGACAAUACACCUGAUGAUGUUGAUGGGAUUAUCCUGACAAACACAGAAACUCAGACAGAUCCAAGUAACCUUCUCAAUCCAAAUGUUAAUCAUUCAUACCCAAAUUCAGGAGACUCCGGGGGAUGUCAUAUUCAUGAAGGGGACAGUUUGUGGUGCACAAGUGAAACUCAGACUUAUGAAGACUUCUCUGAUAUUGAACAGUUCAUGCGCUCAACAAUCCACACCCAAACACCAGACAACAGUCACAGUGAGUUGUUUCCCGAGCUUUCCUUUACUCAUACACAAACUCAGACGAGUCUUGAUGACCCGCCUUCACUUGUCACAACACACACUCAGACUCCUCUCAGUGAGCUAUAAGCCUUUCAGAUCUGAAACAGUUUUAAUGCAACAGCAGUUAAUUUUUUUUUUUUCAAUUGCAAUAUCACAACCCUGAUGGCAGCACAGGCUAAUUACAUAAAAAUUGUAUUAUCAAAGUAAUAUAUAAUUUUUUCUUAUUUCUGCCCUACAGAGAGUUCAUAUGUCAUAUUUGUUACUUUUUUUUUUAUGUAAGAAUGCAAGGAAACUGUAGAUGGUCUAUUUAAGUCAUCCUCAUCCAUAUAUCUAUAACUUUCUCUGCAACUUUGAUAUUGUACUU